Molecule: messenger RNA, 3680 nt
Organism: Melozone crissalis (California towhee)
Lineage: Eukaryota; Metazoa; Chordata; Aves; Passeriformes; Passerellidae
Exons: 6
Coding region: 1-3336 (1111 amino acids)
Biological process (GO): Notch signaling pathway; protein ubiquitination
Source: RefSeq, a predicted model, not a curated record
AUGGCGGGCCGCACGGUGCGGGUGCAGGGCUUCCCCGCCGAGCUGCCCCCCGACAGGGCGGCCGACAAGCUGACCAUUCACUUCCUGCGCUCCCGCAACGGCGGCGGCGACAUCGCCAACGUCCGGGUGCUGCCCGGCUCCCUGCCCUGCGCCCUCAUCACCUUCGAGGCGCCGGAAGUGGCCCAGAGGAUCCUGCAGGUGAAGAACCACGUGCUGGCAAUUGGGAAGACACAGUACCCGCUGGAGGUGACACCCCACGCUUCAGAGCUGAGCCCCAAUGAGAUCUUCAUACACGUGAGCAUGACAAUUGACUAUGGCAAGCUGCCCACGGGCAAAACCCUCCUGAAGGACUUGCACAAAGAGUACAGCAAUGUACACUUCAGCUUCGACUCCAAGAACAUGCAGUGCAUAGUGCAGGGCCCAUUCACUGAGCUGCAGACCUUCAGCAGAGACCUUCUCAGCAGCCUGAACCUCAAGAACCAAGCCAGUGGCCAGAUCCUCCUGCCAGCUUCCAGCUGUGGGGCCAAGGAGAUGGGAAUGCCUGAUCAGCAGCAAGUGCCUGACUCCACUGAGCCAGCCCAAGAGGCAGCAAAGCUGCCAGAUUGUGACCAGGUGCAGGAAAUGGCAGCUAAAGAACCAUCACCUCAGAGCCCAGUGGGUGAGGAAGCUGUGGAACUUUUGGGGAAGCUGGAGGACUUUUCCCUCGCCAUGGACUCGGACAUUUACUUGUACAUGCAGAGGUUCUGUGCUGCCGAGUACCAGGGUGUGCUGCAGCAGCACCACGUGGAUGUGGUGGAUGUCAGUGGCGAUGGCAUUGCUGUGUUGUACCUCCAGCCAUCUGGAGGAGUGUCUGGGGACACAGAGGCCUUGAGGCAGGCCCAGCUGGCCCUGCAGCAGCUCUACCAGCAGCUGGAGCUGCUCUGCCAUGAGGAUGUGAAGCAGCUUUAUCUCGUUGGAAGCCUGGUUGAUGUGUGCAAGGCCAAGCAGUUCCUUGAGGAUUCUGUCACCAGGAGAAGUGCUGCACGCACGGUUGACACGCUGAGCAGCUCCCAGCCCUCUGGCACCACAGAGGCUGCACCACUCCUGGGCAAACCUCCUGUGCAUCCUUCACCCACAAGGCUUAGCCCAAGCAAGCAGGAGCAGAAAGGUGAGUUCAAGCUAGCUGCCAGCUUCAGCAGCCUGAAAGCUGACAGGUCUCAGGCUGGCCAGGACCUCUUGGUGAGUCAGGACUCUCCAGCAGUGGCACAGCUGCACCUUUCUGGGAAACAUUCAUCAGAGACAGAUGUUCCUGGUCAGAGUGAGCCAAGGGCACUGAGCCAGCAGUAUCAGCCUCCCACCCCUAUGAGAGAUAAAGUUGUGGGGUCAGCAGCAGAGCCUCAGCAGAACGACCCCACAGAAAGGGACCAUGUGGAAGGAGGUGCCAGACUCACAGGAGAAAAGGUGCUGAUGCCUAUUGCAGGCAAAGAAAACAGCACUUUUCAGCAUCCUGAGGACUCUAAAGGCUCAGGUCCCUUUGGGUACCACUCCCUUGCUGGCAUCUACAGCAACUGUGAUGUGACAUGGACCCCUUUUGCUCUAGGCUGCAAACCCUCAGCAUCCAGCCCUGUGCUGAGACGGUCCAACAGCUUCUCCCUGUCGAGGUCAAAGGAAAGCAGCAACUCUGGAGACAUCAGCAGGGUGAGUGAGGAGAUAAGCCUGGACACUCUGCAGUGGUUUUACCUCAAAGAUGUGUGCCAUGCUGCUAUUGAUGAGCUGUGCAGGGCUGGAGGGGUGCACAUCUCGGAGCGCCACGCCGAUGACUGCACGGUGCUGACGCUGCAGGCAGAGGACAGGAGAAGGCUGCUCCAGGCUAAAUGGAAGGUGGAGGAUCUUGUGCAGAAGUGCCCUGACUUGGUGUGCCAGAGUGUGAGCUACUCAGAGCUUGCUGUCAGUGGGCCAGAUGACAGUGACCUGAGUGAAUUGUGCAGCCUCUUGCGAGGAAAAUCCUUCCAGGUUGGACUCAGCAAAGACAAGUACAAGCUCUACCUUGCCUGCCCCAAGGAGAUGCUGCCAGGAGUGAGUGAGGCCUUCCACAUGUUUUCCUCCAGGAGGCUCUGUGCCAUGAAGUCUUCAUCCCUGUCUCCUGGACCAGAGAGUACAGAGAAAUUGAGUGUCAUCCAGCCAAGCAGAAGCCAGGACCCAGUGCUGGAUGUGGCCCUUCCUGGCGGCCUGAGUUCCCCACAGCACCUGAACAUCAUCAAUAAAAUGGACUCUCCACACGUGCUCAGGGCUUCCUGGCUGCCAGAGGCUGAGGAAAAGGCAUCCCCCAGUCCUUGGAGGUACCAGCAGGCUUGGGGGCAGGAGGAGGCCAGGGGCUGUGUUGAUUCUGGGGCUGGCAGACGAGGAAGCAGCCUUCUGAGCCUUGGCACGGGGGAUAAGCAAAGCCCUCCUGGCCUGAGGGAGUUCCAGGAACAGCGCAAGACAAAACUGACCCUGGGGGAGCCCGACAGCCCCCGGCUGAAACAAGUCUUGCCAGACAGGUUCCAGUUGGCAAGAGACAAGAGCAGAGGAGGCCACAAUGAAGCAAUGGGACAGCAGCACUGCCCAGUCCCUGCAGCUGAUGAAACUCCUCACUCUCUGCCCACCUGGCUACCCAGGGCUGUGGCUGCUGAGCCACCACCAGCUGUGGCCCAACAGGCACCUGCAGCAGAGCCCACAGAUCAGGGAAGGGCCCAGCUCCCAGGGGGCAGGAGCAACGAGCAGGAGGAGCCUGAGCUCCCAUCACAGCAGAGAAGAGAGCCCAGCCUUGGCCAGGAAAGCAGCACCAUCCCUCUGGAGCAGUGUGAUGCUUGCCAGGGCUCAGGGGUGACCUGCCAGGGCUCCUGUGGUCACGCCUUGUGCAGGACAUGUUUUGCAGCAGACAGUUUGCAGCCAGCUUGCUGUGACUCCUCCUCAGAUAUCCCAAGCUGCAAUAUCCUGGGGACACUGAAGAUCUCCUCCCUGUCUCAGAGCCUGCCUGGAUUCUAUCCAGACUCAACAUUUCAGCUUGCUUACAACAUCCCUGAUGGAGUGCAGGGGGUUGGGGACCCUCGCCCAGGACACCCUUACAAAGGGGGGAAUUUUUGUGCCUUCCUGCCUGAAAACACGGAAGGGGUGAAGAUAGCAAAGCUGCUGAAGAGAGCAUUUGAAUGUGGGCUGACGUUCCAGAUCAAGUCCUGCAAUGGAGAGGAAAGAGUAACAUGGGGUCCUAUCCCCCACAAAACCUCCUGGGAUGGAGGCAAAGCCAGGAAUGGCUACCCAGAUGCCCAGUACCUCCAUGAGGUUGGCACAGUCCUCAAUAAACUGGGCCUUGUGUGAUUCUCUCACAGCCUGUGGCUUCCCUUCACCUUCUUUUCCUGCUGAGAACUGCAGCUUCACAGAGACAGCUCAGGAAGAAGCAGGUGUUUGUUCAAAGAGCUCCUUCUUUCCCCACAUGUAGCCAGAACUCUGCACUUUAGCAGAGAGCAGCACCUCUGUCCCUGCCCCAUGCAGGCCUCUGUGCUUGCCAGAAACUCCAGCUCCUCUUGGAUGCAUGCCCUGAAAUCACAGAGCUGACUGCAGCCUGAGUGAGCCCUGUUUGCCUCCAGCAGCAGACACAAACCUGGGCAGGAGUUUGCAUCUCAUCCAGCCCCAGCUUCUGGAAGUUUCUUCCAGCUCCUGCC